AUGGUCCACCUGCAGGCCUCCGAAGUGCAGCAGCUGCUCCAUAACAAGUUCGUGGUCAUCCUGGGCGACUCCGUCCAGAGGGCCGUGUACAAGGACCUGGUGCUCCUGCUGCAGAAGGACUGCCUGCUCACGACCAACCAGCUCAAGGCCAAGGGGGAGGAGACGUUCGAGAAGGACGAGCUGGUGGACGGAGGCCAGAUGGGCCCCAUGCACAACGGCGUCCAGUACCGGGAGGUCCGCCAGUUCUGCGCCGCCCACCACCUGGUGCGCUUCUACUUCCUCACGCGCGUGUACUCCAGCUACCUCGAGACCGUCCUGCAAGAGCUGCAGGGCAGCGAGCACGGCCCCCCGGACGUGGUCAUCAUGAACUCCUGCCUCUGGGACCUCUCCAGGUAUGGCCCGGACUCCUGGCGGAGCUACCGGGAGAACCUGGCGAGCCUGUUCCGGCGCCUGGGCCAGGUCCUGCCCGAGUCGUGCCUCCUGGUCUGGAACACGGCCAUGCCCGUGGGCAAGCAGAUCACUGCGGGCUUCCUGCCGCCCGACCACCGGCCCGGCGACGACUCCCUCAUCGUGCGCGUCAUCGAGGCCAACUUCUACAGCUCCGCCGAGGCCAAGAGGCACGGCUUCGACGUGCUGGACUUGCACUUCCACUUCCGCCACGCGGGCCAGCACCGGCAGCGCGAUGGAGUGCACUGGGACGAGCGCGCGCACCGCCACCUGUCGCAGCUGCUGCUGGCGCACGUGGCGGACGCCUGGGGGGUGGAGCUGCCCCGGCGCGACUGCCCCAGGCCGCCGUACCUGUGCGGUCCCCAGGAUGCUUACUUUUCCUCCGGCCCGUCUUUCCAGUCGGAUGAGUUUUCCUCCAACUACUUCCAUUCAGAUGUCCUCUUACCUGCCCAGAUGGGCUUUUCCUUUGAGGAUGACUUUAUGAUGGAUCCCCAGCCCCCCUGGGCCCCUUUCCCCUUACCCUACCUGCAGCGAGCCCCUGUGGUCCACAGGGGUGUCCCCCGCUAUGCACCGCGUGGCCCCUACGGGCCCUGGGGUCGGCAGCCCAGACCUUCCAGGAGGCGGGCCCAUUCCCGCCCACAGCCAAGGCCUCAGUAACCUGCCCGCGCGGCCUUUCUCCCCCUGAUGUCCGUGGACCGGACACAUCCCCCCGCCACCCGGAAAACAGACUGAUCCGGUUAACUCAAGCCCACAGUCCGUGCCUGGACUUCUUUUUGGUCUUUGCUCUCUGCGGUCGCUGAUAACGGCAGGG
Messenger RNA from Nyctereutes procyonoides (raccoon dog), 1258 nucleotides. RefSeq names its product PC-esterase domain containing 1B (gene PCED1B). Lineage: Eukaryota; Metazoa; Chordata; Mammalia; Carnivora; Canidae. The coding region runs from base 1 to 1104 and encodes 367 amino acids. The record is from RefSeq and is a predicted model, not a curated record. The transcript has 3 exons.